This is a messenger RNA of Capsicum annuum, 1057 nucleotides long. RefSeq names its product CASP-like protein ARALYDRAFT_485429. The transcript is spliced from 3 exons. The coding region runs from base 368 to 943 and encodes 191 amino acids. The record is from RefSeq and is a predicted model, not a curated record. Gene Ontology annotation, cellular component: membrane. Lineage: Eukaryota; Viridiplantae; Streptophyta; Magnoliopsida; Solanales; Solanaceae.
UGCAAAAUCCUAAUGGAAGUCAAGUGAAAUACGAUCCUAAAUAUGUGUGAAAAAGGAAAAAGAAAGCCAAAAGAGCUGAGUGAUGAUGGAUGAAAAAGUCACAAAAGUCCACCGUCACCACCUCAAUUUCAGUAUCCCAUUACCAAAGAAGUUGUUUCUUUCUUUCACAAGGUUCAACAAAAGACAUUGAGUGAGUGAGUGAGUGAGUGAGAUUACAGUUGGCUUAGAAACAAACAUAAAACCUUAUCAUUAAUUUCCUCCAUAAAAUUGUUGUUUUCCUCCUUUCCUUGUGUUCGGUUGACGGUUGGCUUCUUCCUCCCUUGAUGUAAAGCGUGGCGUGGCAUGCGUACAAAACUAAAAUUUCACUAUGAUAAAUACCUCAGUUCAUAUGUUUAGUAUAAUCAUAGUACUACUUCUCUCUCGCUUUUCUAAGUUUAGUAUAAUCAGAAUACUAGUUUUUCUCAGGCAUUUCAGUAACAACGACAUGGAUGAGUUUCCAGGGACUGUGGGUACUACUGCUAGUUUGGCUUUGAGAUUAGGACAGGUUGUUUUCUCCAUUGGUUCACUACUUUUCAUGCGUAUGGAUGUUCAUUUCUAUAACGUAAUAUCUUUCUGCCUUUUGGCGACGGUCAUGGGUUUGAUGACGUCAUGGAGCUUGACACUAGCCACAGUGGAUGCAAUCUCAGUUGUUGUUAGACCCCAAGCUCAUCACUCUGGACUAAUCGCAGUUAUUGUAGUAGGAGAUUGGGUCCUGUCAUUUUUGUCGCUAGCUGCAUCGUGCUCAACAGCUAGUGUGCUAGACUUCCUGAUUCACUCUCGUACACUAACAUGCGAUGGAUACGUAUGCCUCCAGUAUCAACUCUCCGCUGUCAUGGCUUUCUUUGCUUGGUUUCUGACAUUUGCAUCAGCCCUUUUAAAUCUCUGGCAUCUUCCCAGCAUGUAAUAAUGCUCUCUCUACUGCAAUGUUGAUAUCAAUAAUAAUUUGCUGGAAAUGGGACUUUGGUCCUUGUUGUUUUAGUCAAUUAUGUUUAAGAAGGUUGUAAUCAAGUUUCAUGAA